CGGCUAACUUUCCCUGAUGUCUGCCCCAGGAACCAUCCCACUCACUGCUCAGCCAGCAGACUUGCCGAGUAGCACCCGACCGGCCAGUCUGACAGCAUCCUUGGCGCGCGGGCUGCUGCUGAGCGGUGUUCGUAUUUAAGCCGCGGCCACCUCUGACGCAACAGUCUCAAGGGGCCUCUUCGUCUGCUCUCUUCAUCCUGUUGCAACCAUCGUCCAUCUCAAUACCAAUCCCCAUCGGAGCAGUUCCUGGGGCAUUCCUGAUAAACCAAGUUCCUCGCCUGCUUUCCGCGACACCUCCAAGCCUUGUCAGCUACUACUGCUGCUGGGUGCUGUCGGGCGGGUCGAUCUUGUACAACUCAUUCCGACCCUCAGGGUUUCCAGUAGCAGCCCAUCACUGCUUAAUUUUAUUGUUAUCGUCCUUGAUCUUUCCACCCUGCCGUGUCUUUCUCGAUAUUGCCGCGCAAUAGACUUUCGUAGACGACCAUGAAGCUUUCUAUAGCCCUUGCGCUGGGCGCAACGGCUUCCACGGGAGCGUUGGCCGCCGUGCUGCCGCAGCAGGAACCCAUAACAAUCCCCCAGGUUGUCCACCACCACCAGGAGAAGUUCUUGAUCGAGCUGGCUCCCUAUCAGACUCGUUGGGUCACUGAGGAAGAGAAAUGGGCCCUCAAAUUGGACGGCGUCAACUUCAUCGACAUCACUGAAGAACGGAAUACCGGCUUCUAUCCGACGUUGCACGCUGGCAGUUACGUUCACUAUCCAUCGACCAUUGAGCAUGCAAAAGAGGUGGCCCCGCUCUUGCAGGGUCUGGUUAAAGAGAAUAUGGAGCAGAAUCUGGAAAAGUUCACCUCCUUCCACACUCGCUACUACAGAUCGUCGACUGGGGUUGAGUCUGCAGGUUGGCUCUACGACAGAGUCCUCGAUGUGAUCGAGAAGACAGGCGCAGCAGAUCACGGCGCGACGGUCGAGAAGUUUGCCCACUCUUGGGGCCAAUUCAGUAUCAUUGCUCGGAUUCCCGGCCAGACAAACAAGACCAUUGUCCUGGGUGCCCAUCAGGACAGUAUUAAUCUGUUCCUGCCUUCUAUCCUUGCAGCCCCUGGAGCGGAUGAUGAUGGAAGUGGAACUGUCACUAUUCUUGAAGCUUUGCGCGGUCUGCUGCAGUCAGACGCCAUUGUCCAGGGACAGGCUCCCAAUACAAUCGAAUUUCACUGGUACUCGGCAGAGGAAGGCGGCAUGCUGGGCUCGCAGGCGAUUUUUUCGAAGUACAAGAAGGAUCGGCGAGAUGUCAAGGCGAUGCUCCAACAGGACAUGACAGGGUACACCCAAGGGGCUCUGGACGCUGGUCGCCCGGAAGCCAUUGGUAUUAUGAUCGAUUAUGUCGACCAGGGGCUGACACAGUUCCUCAAAGACGUCACGAACACAUACUGCGGUAUUAGUUAUAUCGAAACCCGAUGCGGCUACGCUUGUUCCGACCAUACGUCGGCCAGCAAGUACGGAUACCCGGCAGCUAUGGCGACGGAGUCUGAGAUGGAGAAUACCAACAAGAAAAUCCACACCACUGACGACAGGAUUAAAUAUCUGAGCUUCGACCAUAUGCUGGAACAUGCGAAGCUGGCACUCGGGUUCGCGUAUGAAUUGGCCUUUGCGCCAUUUUAAUACUACCAUCGAAUGACCCUUCAUUCUGACUGAUGAGUGAGUGGGCUGCAAAGAGAUCGGAGUGCGUGCAUGAAACUUAGGCCGCUGCAUAUGCGAGUUGUCUGCGUAUGUAUUGGCAUGGCAGAGCGACUCGCUCUUUACACCCUGUCGAUUGGACCGCUUAGGGUACAUCACGAUGCUUACAAGAAGAUCAAACCAUGUACCUACUUCAUACUGGGGCGUGCUGUGUCAGAUAAGAACAUUUCAGCUCACCCACGGCGGAUCCAUCCCGUAGAUCAAGACAAUAGAAGAGUUGCGCAUUCC
Messenger RNA from Aspergillus heteromorphus CBS 117.55, 1956 nucleotides. It is a transcript of the gene lap1, whose product is annotated as putative aminopeptidase. The transcript has 3 exons. Bases 484 to 1653 code for a protein of 389 amino acids. Gene Ontology annotation, molecular function: metalloexopeptidase activity. The record is from RefSeq and is a predicted model, not a curated record. Gene Ontology annotation, biological process: proteolysis. NCBI's taxonomy places the organism in Eukaryota, Fungi, Ascomycota, Eurotiomycetes, Eurotiales, Aspergillaceae.